AUCAAAAAUAGCCGGUGUGCCAGUCAGUGCGGCGAUGUCGACGGCGAACGACGUUUCGACGGUACGGUUCGGCCGGUGGUGGUGGUGCUGGCGGAGACGAAGGAGGAGUACUACCUGCGGGCCAACGACGAUGCCUACGGGAUACGCGAAGACGAUCGUCCUUCUCGGUGUGGUCGCGUUGUUAUGCGCCCUUCUGGGCACCGUGGACGCCGUCUCGAGGACGAAAUCGGACGAGCCCCGGCCCAAGGGAGGCCACAAGGACGCCGAGCCUGUCAUCGAGGAAGUCAAUGCCAAACAGCUCGAGCGGCUCCUCAACGAGAAGGACUUUGUUGCCGUGUACUGGUACGCGAGAAGCUGUACGACAUGCGACAAGGUGCUGGCCGAGCUGGAGAAGAUCGACGACGACACGGACCAUUUCGGGGUCGACUUCGUCAAGAUCAACGACAAACGACUGGCCAAGCAGUAUGGCAUCAAGAACUUCCCAGCGCUCACGUAUUUCCGCGAGAAGGAGCCGAUCAUCUACGAAGGUGACUUGAUGGACGAAGAAAACGUUCUGGACUUCUUGACAAGCCUAGAAGCGAUGGACCUGCCCGAUCGUAUCGAGGAAGUAAACGCGAAGAUCUUGGAGAAGAUCGUGGAGGAUACGGAAUUCGUGGCAGUCCUUUUCUGUCCGGAUACGCAACGGUGUGCUGGCGCCGGUUCUAACAAGCCUGACUGCAAAAAGUGUCUCAAGGCCCUUCAAGAGCUGGAGAACAUCGACGACGAGGCCGAUCAGUUGGGAAUCGGCUUCGUGAAGAUCGCGGACGAGCAGCUAGCCGACGAGUAUAAUCUAGGUCCUCUUCCGGUUCUGGUCUACUACCGGCACCAGAUUCCUAUAAUUUACGAGCACGAGCUUAGCAAAGAGGAAGACGUGCUGGAAUGGUUGGUGGCUAACAAGAGCACAGGAGACGAGGAGGAUGUAAUCGAGGACGUGACUGCAAAGACUCUGCAGACCUUGAUCGGGAAUAUCGACAACCUGGUGGUUUUGUUCUACGACCAUGGUGACGAGGAUUCGAUGCAGGUGUUAAACGAGCUGGAGAAGAUCGACGACGAUUGUGACAAGCAUGGAAUCCAAUUCGUGAAGAUCGACGACGAAAAGGCGGCGAAGGAAUUCGGAAUCGAUUCACUUCCGGCGAUCGUGUAUUUCGAAAAGCAGAUCCCGAAUCUUUACGAUGGUGACGUGGAGAACGAGGACGAAAUUUUGGAAUGGCUGCUGUCGCAGUUGGAGAAGGACGAGAUCGAGGAUGUCACCGACGAGAUGUUGGAUCGUCUGAUCAAGGAUGGAAAAACACUUGCCGUGCUGUUCUACGACAACAACGACCGGAAAUCUCAAAAAAUUCUGAACGAAUUGGAGAACAUCGACGACGAGUGCGAUCAGAUAGGAGUGAUCUUCGUGAAGAUCGACAAUGCUGAAGAAGCGAAGGAAUACGGUAUCGAGAAGAUUCCCAGCAUGCUCUACUUCGAGAAAGGAAUACCCACGUUGUACGAGGGAAAUCUGGAGGACGAGGAGAAGGUUCUGAAGUGGCUGGAACAUCAACAGAAGAGCGACCACAUCGAGGACGUGACCGACGAGAUGCUCGAUAUGGUCAUCGAGAAGAUGCCUCACGUAGCCGUCCUCUUUUACGACAAGGAUCAGAAAAGGAGCCAGAAGAUCCUCGGUGAGUUGGAGAACAUCGACGACGAUUGCGAUCAACACAACAUAGCCUUCGUGAAGAUCUCCGAUCUGGAUGAAGCCAAGGAAUACGGCAUCGAGACGCUGCCGACGCUGGUAUUCUUCGAGAAAAGGAUACCACACGUUUACGAAGGCGAUCUGAUGAACGAGGAUCAGCUGCUCGGAUGGCUACUGCAUCAGAAGAAGCACACGGAAAUCCCGGAGGUGACGGACGAGAUGAUGGAGAAGCUGAUUGAGACCUCGCCGUACUUGGCAGUCCUGUUUUACGACAAGGACGACAAGCAGGACAUACGCAUCUUGAACGAACUGGAGAACAUCGACGACGAGCUGGAGAAGGAGGGAAUCGUGAUCAUACGUAUGGACAACGACGCUGAGGCGAAGGAGUACGGUAUCGAUCACCUUCCGACUCUGGUCUACUUCGAGAACAAGAUCCCGGCUAUCUACGAGGGAGAUCUGUUGAACGAGGACGAGGUUCUCGAAUGGCUGAUCGAGCAGAAGAAUACUGCCACCAUCGAGGAAGUCACCGACGAGAUAUUAGCUGAUCUGAUCGAAGAGCACGAAUACGUCGUCGCGUUCUUCAGUGGAGACUGCGAUGAUGGCGACGACUGCGAGAAGGUCCUCCAAGAGCUCGAGAACAUCGACGACGAGCUGGAUGAAACCGGUAUCAUCUUCGUCACCACGGAGGACACAGGAUUCGCGAGGAAGCACGGGAUCAAGGUCUUCCCUACUUUAGCGUUCUUCAGAAACAAGGAGCCCUUGAUCUUCAAGGGUGACAUUGAAGACGAGGACGAAGUGCUGUCGUGGAUCACCGACGAAGACACUCUCGAAAUUCCAGGGAAGAUCGAGGAAGUGAACGCCAAGAUGCUGGAGAACAUCCUCGAGGAGAACGAUUAUAUCGUCGUUUUCUUCUAUAAGGAAGGCGACAAGAAGAGUCAGAAGAUUCUCCAGGAGCUCGAGAACAUCGACGACGAGUGCGAAGAGAAGGACAUCGAUUUCGUGAAGAUCUCUGACGAUGGCAUCGAGAAAGAGUACGAUCUUCCUGGGCUACCUGCGUUGGCGUUCUACAGACACAAGUUCCGUCAGGUUUAUUCGGGAGACAUGAUGCACGAGGAGGCGAUCCUGGAAUGGAUCCUGGAGCUCCGGACUCAGACCCCGGACGUGAUCGAGAACGUCGACCGGAAGACGCUGCAGGUGCUGAUCAACGACGUCGAACACCUUGCUGUAUUCUUUUACGAUGAUAAAUGCGAAACGUGCCCGGAAAUUCUCGAAGAGCUAGAGACCAUCGACGACGACACCGACAAGCACGGUAUUCAAUUCGUUAAGUCGAACGACGCGAAGUUAGCCGCCGAAAUCGGCGUCUUCGCGUUUCCGGCGCUCGUUUAUUACGAGACUGGCGUGCCCAUCAUGUACGACGGUAAUCUACUAGACGAGAACGAAGUGCUCGAUUGGAUGGUGAAGCAGAAGACGGACGAGAGCAUCGAGGAGAUCGAUCGUGAAACCCUGAGCAAAUAUAUCGAGACGAAAGAAUUCCUGGCUGUUGUUUUCUACAAGGAGGAGGAUCCAGAGAGUCCUAGGGUGCUCAGGCACGUCGAGUUGAUCGACGACGAGGCUGCCGAGUACGGCAUAAAGAUCGUAAGGAUGAAGGAUCGAUUGAUGGCGAAGAAGUACGGCUUCCGGAACCCGCCCGGUAUCACGUACUUCCGCAAGGGGAAGAACAUUAAUUACGACGGGGACAUCGACGACGAGGAGGAAAUCCUCGAUUGGCUGACCAAUCCGGAGAACAUGGAGCUCACCGAUCACAUCGAGCGAAUCAACAAGAAGAUGUUUCACAAAAUACGACAGACCACUGAUUAUCUAGCGGUGUUCUUCUACAGCAACGACUGCAAACAGUGUGGCAGGGUAUUGACGGAAAUCGAGCACAUCGAUGACGAAGCGGACAGCGUGGGAAUAAAAUUCGUGAAGAUCGACGACAAGCAGCUCUCCAAGCAAUAUGGCGUCUUUGCGCUGCCCGCCAUAUUGUUCUUUAAGAUGUCCUCGAAGGAGCCGGUCAUUUACGCUGGUGAUCUUUACGACGAGGAUCAGAUUUUACAGUGGCUGUUGACACAGAAGGAUCCAUCCGGAGAGGUAAUCGAAGACUUAGAUGGCGAAGAACUGCUGAAUUUGAUAAGAGAGUCGGACUCAUUAGCAGUGUACUUCUGGAACAGAACGCUUUGUGACUUGUGUCAGGCAAAAUAUCAGCGGAAGCAGACCCGCCACAGGGACCGCAGGAUCGUCGAACACGAGGCAGCCGAGGAACUCGAUGAUGCUGAAGACUGCGAACAGUGCAUGGGCAUUCUUGAAGAACUGGAGAACAUCGACGACGAUUGCGACAGACACGGUAUUACUUUCGUGAAAACGCAAGAUUAUAAGGUGGCGGAAGAUUACGGAGUGACAGAUUUCCCUGUACUAGUGUAUUUCGAGAACCAAAUACCAAAUGUGUUCGAAGGUGACCUAAAAGUGGAAGAAGAGGUCCUGCAGUGGCUGAUUACUCAGAAAACUGAAGAUCGAAUAGAAUUAAUUACCAGAGUGAUGUUAGAGACGUCUGUCGAAGAGACCCAGUAUCUCGCAGUCUAUUUCUAUAAACAAAACUGCCAUAUAUGCGACGAGAUUUUGGAGGGACUGGAGAAAAUCGACGACGAGUGCGACGUGUUCGGUAUACAAUUGGUAAAAAUUCAAGAUCCUCAGCUGGCCAAACGGUAUUCCAUCAAAACGUUCCCUGCUUUGGUUUAUUUCAGGAAUGGCAAUCCUCUUUUGUUCGAAGGUGACUUGCAAAACGAAGAAUCGGUUCUCGAGUGGCUGAUCGAUGACGACAAUCGAGAAUUGGCGGAUGAAAUUGAAUCUGUAAACGAGAGAAUGCUAGAAAGACUGCUAGAUGAAUCCCCAUUUUUAGCUGUUUUCUUCUACGACGAAGACUGCCCCGAAUGCGACGAGAUCAUGGAAGCUUUGGAGAAAAUCGAUGGCGAAGCAGACUUAUUCGGCAUUGAUUUCGUGAAGGUGCUUAGCACAGAAGCUGCCGAGAAAUUUGGAAUUCUCAACGUCCCGUCUCUCGUUUACUUCCGAAAGAAAACACCCUUGAUCUACGACGGCGAUCUGACCCAGGAAGACAAGAUUCUCCAAUGGCUGACCUCUCAAGACGUCUUCGAGAUUAAGAACGAAAUUGAAGAAGUUAACAAGAAGAUGCUGGACAAAUUGCUGGACGAGAAUGAAUUCCUUGCUGUCUUUUUCUAUGAACAUAAUAGUAAAGAGAGCGAAGAAGUGAGCGAAAAAUUGGAGAACAUCGACGGAGAAACGGACAACUUGGACAUCACGUUCGUCAAGAUGGCGGACCCGAGAUAUGCCAGGAAAUGGGGAGUUACCAAGCUUCCUGCAAUCGUUUAUUUCCGCAAAAGAUUCCCCAGUAUUUAUCGAGGUGACAUGGGCAAUGAACAAGACGUACUGGAAUGGCUGCGCAAGAAUAGGUACCGUCAACCGGAACUGAACAUCUACAUGUACAUGCUAAUCGCGAUUACCGUCAUGUUUGCCAUGUACACGGGUUUCCUGUUGUCGUGUUUCCGGUCGGAACCAGCGGCUCCUGCGUCGCAUCCGAAGCAAGCGUGAUAGGAAGAAAGGGAGAAAGAGAGAAAGAGAGUAAGAAAGAAAGAAAGAGAGAGAAAGAGAGAAAGAAAGAAGGAACGAAAGAGUAACAGACUUAUGGAUUGUUGCUGCGCGAAUGUGCAUUGUUGUUGUUGUUGAUCCGACUCGCUUUACGUAAGAUUAAAAUGGCGGCCGUUCGUCCGGAACGAACGACCCGUACCAAGGCUCGACGAUUCUACGGGGAUGAAACCUGCCUAUAUACUUCUUCUUUUCGCUUAGACGAUGAACGAACGAUCUGAAACAAAAAAAGAAACAAAGAAAUUAUAACGUAAACUUUGCACUGUAAUAGGUUCAAGUUGUCCGUGAAUUCCGUGAGCGCGUGGUAUGCUUGCUUAACGUGGACCAAAUCCAUCGAUUUUCCAUAGGAGAUUUAGACCUCUGUCAAAAUGCAAAGGCGCGAACGUGCUGCGAGCCUACACGAAACGACGUCUUGCGGGAGUUUACUCGACUUUAUUCCAAGCGAAUUACCAUUAUUAGCGUAUAAGCUAUGAAUAUUCGUAAUCGUAUACGUUUGCCAUAAUGUCUCUUGUUCGCGUUCAAAUCACCGUGCGGCGACAACGUUGUUUGAUAUACUUUUAUUGUAUUGCUUUGUAACGAUAGAGAUAUAUUGUAUCGUAUUCCAUUCACUUUGUAUUAACUUUUUGCUGACUCGAUGAUUUUUUUUUUUUUUUCUGCUGCGUUUUUAGAGUGAAUAAAACUGAUCGACACAUGUGUACACUGUUCUUUGCUGUUGUUCAUGGAAUGUUGCUAGCCAAUUCGAUCGACGAGCAAUCUGUGGUUUCUUCUAUGUUCUUUUUUUUUUCUUUUUUUUCUUUUUCUUUUCUCGUACGUGUUCUUGUAACUGUCACCGUCGAUUAGUAUUGACAGUGGUCUUGUUUUUUGUCUCGAAUGAUCACCUUUGGUCCACGUGUAAUUAAAUGUUCGCGAAAGAUGACUGUCGAUUAUCCGCGUGUCCUCUCGGAUCCUCCACGACGAUGGAUCAUCACCGACAUCUGCUGAAUGAAACAAUGGGGUCAAUGUAAAUGUACACGAGAUGGGUAAAUAUUGCCUAUCGAUGCUCAUAUUGUCAAGGAAAUAGUAACGAUGUUAACACGAUCAUGAGGAAUAAAGAACGAAUCCUUGGACCAA
Eufriesea mexicana is the source of this 6511-nucleotide messenger RNA. It is a transcript of the gene hlk, whose product is annotated as hulk. The coding region runs from base 35 to 5347 and encodes 1770 amino acids. The transcript is spliced from 28 exons. The record is from RefSeq and is a predicted model, not a curated record. Lineage: Eukaryota; Metazoa; Arthropoda; Insecta; Hymenoptera; Apidae.